Molecule: messenger RNA, 1386 nt
Organism: Lactuca saligna
Lineage: Eukaryota; Viridiplantae; Streptophyta; Magnoliopsida; Asterales; Asteraceae
Source: the annotation of a GenBank genome assembly
AUGAUUUCCAGUUCUCAAGAUGUUCCUCCUAUGAAUCUAAAAAGUCCUUAUCACAUUGAGGAAAUGAAAAAGUCUGAUGAUGUUGCAAAGAUAAAUAUUGAAAAGCAAACUCUUGUUAGUAAGUUGAAAAUUUUGGUUGAAAAACCAUUAAAUGAACAGAAGGGUAGUGCAACUUCUGAUUUUGAGAAAGGAAAAGUGAAGAUAGUUUUUGAAGAUGAAGCUAAUCCAUUUUUGUCGGAAGAAAAAAAUAUUGCUCAAGCGAAACAACAUGUGUUUGUGAACAAUGAUGAAGAGUGUCAGUUGUAUUUUCCAUUAAUAAUGAAAGCAUUUAUUUUUCGAACACUGGACAAAGUUGUUGAUAUCACAUUGGCAAAUUUAGCUACGAACAAGAACCUUUUCAAUUUCUAUGUCAAACAGUCAAAACCUCAGUACGAAAUGUGGAGUUUAAAGUGCUUAUCAGGUGUAAUGGUUGGAAAACCUUUUAAUUCUGAGGGUUUUGCAAAUGUUUAUUUUAGAGGUUUCAGAGGUGCUAUCAAUGAAGUAUUUGACUUCAUUCUUGCCGGUCUUCCACAAAUGAAUCAUUAUGACUGGAUUGUUCUUCUAAGUAUUGUGGCAAAGGAUCCAAUUAAAUAUGAGCCUAUCUUUCAAGUCUUGAGAAGUAUGAUAAGAGGCUAUAUUCAAGAAGUUGGAAAAAUGGAUGUGGAGAUUGUGAAGAAGCUCAAUAGAAAACCAAUUGUGAAGCCACUCGAUAAACCAAAAGUAUUUGAAAAUCAAAAGAUUGGGUUUAUUGAGAAAGAACCUUGGAGUAUUGUUUAUCAAACAAGGGAGAGUGAAGCUAAUCGGGUUCCAGAAACUCAAUUCCAAUCUUCCCAACCCGAGCAUUUCCAGUUCCGUGAUUCUCAGAACGUAGAAUUUGAGAGUUCUAGUGACGAUCCGGUCCCCGAAAGAAAUGAAGAAGAAACUAGUGAGGAGUUGCGACCUGUUGUUGAGAAAAAACGCACCUUUACAAACCGCCAGAAGUCAAAGAAAUGGGUGGAACGCGAAGAGUUGGCUUUGGCUAGGGCAUAUGUCGAUUGUUCACAAGAUAAACAACGUGGAAACCAACAACGGUUCGAUGCAUUUUGGGAUCGGGUUCUAGAGAAUUUUAAUGUUCAGAUUGGAGGUUCGGAUCGGACACGACACCAAGUAAACUCAAAAUGGAAAGACCUGCAAAAGAAAUGUAACGCUUUCAACUGCAUUUAUAACCGUGGGAUGAACAGUGUGGCUAGCAGGAGAUCUGAGGCUGAUGUUUUAAAAGCCUCACCAAGCGAGUAUCGGAGUACUAUUAAUCAAAAAUCCUUUCCUCAUCAAAAAGCUUGGGAGUGGUUGAAAGACCACGCGAAAUAG